AAAGUCAUAGAAAAUAACAAGAGCCCAAAAUCUCAGAAAGUAACAGGUUUGAGCAUUUCCCAUGGCCUUGGGAGCUAUGGCGGCAAGGAUGUUGCAGAGGCGAUUCAUCUCAAUCUUCCUGAGACAAACCUAUCACCCCAUUAUUCAAGAAUCUUCUUCGUAUUAUCCUCCUAUUGGUGCAAUAUUGAACAGACUUGGAUUCCAUCAAAGGGGGGUCGCAACAACCACAAAUCCAAUCAAACCUGUGUGUGAAGAUGUAGAAAAUAGAGAAACUGACACCUUAAAACUAAGUUCAAACCCUGAUAAUGUUACUACAUCCAUUAGUGUUAAUGAUACCUCAGUACAGUUUUCUGCCAAGUCAAGUUUGAAGACAUCUUCAAGGCAUGAUCUCGCCAUGAUUUUCACCUGCAGAGUGUGUGAAACGAGAUCCAUUAAGACAGUUUGUCGUGAGUCUUACGAGAAAGGUGUAGUGGUGGCAAGAUGUGGGGGCUGUAAUAAUCUUCACCUGAUUGCAGAUCACCUUGGGUGGUUUGGUGAACCAGGAAGCGUUGAAGACUUCUUGGCUUCUCGUGGAGAAGAAGUGAAAAGAGGUUCAACUGACACACUGAAUCUUACGUUGGAAGAUUUAGCUGGAAGACAACCUUGAAAGCCACACCCUCACCUAGUAUGUGUUCUGCAAUAGGGUGUCAGAAUGUUUGGAAGUGCAAGUCAGUGUAACGAUAGUUGAUAAGAGCAAUCUUACUAAGACACUCUUUUGAGCAAAAUAUAAUUUUUAUUCGUCAAAAUUUCUUAUUACUAAA
Vigna radiata var. radiata (mung bean) is the source of this 800-nucleotide messenger RNA. RefSeq lists its product as uncharacterized. Gene Ontology annotation, biological process: protein import into mitochondrial matrix; protein folding; protein stabilization. Gene Ontology annotation, cellular component: mitochondrion. Lineage: Eukaryota; Viridiplantae; Streptophyta; Magnoliopsida; Fabales; Fabaceae. The transcript is spliced from 2 exons. Gene Ontology annotation, molecular function: zinc ion binding; protein-folding chaperone binding. The record is from RefSeq and is a predicted model, not a curated record. The coding region runs from base 62 to 646 and encodes 194 amino acids.